AUGGUUUUCGUUUCCUUCCCAGAAUUGUUUGAGAAGAAGAACUAUGAGCUGAGAAUAGCAGGAGGUGCUGUGAGGGAUUUGCUGAGUGGAAUGACACCGCAAGAUAUAGAUUUUGCCACUACAGCUACACCAGCAGAGAUGAAGGAAAUGUUCACAUCUGCUGGUGUUCGCCUGAUCAAUAACAAAGGAGAAAAACAUGGAACCAUUACUGCCAGGCUCCAUGAACAGAAUUUUGAAAUUACUACUCUUAGAAUAGAUGUUGUCACCGAUGGACGACAUGCAGAGGUGGAAUUCACCACUGACUGGGAAAAGGAUGCUGAAAGGAGGGAUCUGACUGUCAAUUCCAUGUUUUUAGGUUUGGAUGGGAUGCUCUAUGAUUUUUUUAAUGGAUAUGAAGAUUUGAAAAACAAGAAAAUCAGAUUUGUAGGAAAGGCAAGUGAGAGAAUACAAGAAGAUUAUUUACGCAUCCUAAGAUAUUUCAGGUUUUAUGGAAGAAUUGCAGAAAAACCUGGUGAUCAUGAACCUAGUACACUGCAAGCAAUUAAAGAAAAUGCCAAAGGUUUGGCUGGAAUAUCGGGAGAAAGGAUUUGGGUGGAACUGAAAAAAAUUCUUCUUGGAAACCAUGUAAAUCAUUUGGUUCGACUUAUGUAUGAGCUGGAUAUUGCCCAAUACAUAGGACUACCACUUGAUGGAAGUUUAGAGGAAUUUGACAGAGUCACUAAAAAUAUUCAAAAUCUGAGUCCAAAACCGAUGACUGUUCUGACAUCAUUGUUCAAGGUGAAGGAUGAUGUCACAAACCUUGACCUGAGGCUGAAAAUCUCAAAAGAAGAAAAAAAUCUUGGCCUUUUUUUAGUGAAGCACAGGCAAGAGUUAACAAAAACUAUGGGUCCAGAACCACUUCGACCAUAUCAGGACUUCAUAAUGGAUUCUAGGGAAGCUAAUACAAAUUCCAAGAUCUGUGAGCUACUAAAAUACCAAGGAGAAGAAAAUCUUCUAAGAGAAAUGCAGGAAUGGACUGUUCCUUCUUUUCCUGUUAGUGGUCAUGAUUUAAGAAAAAUGGGUGUGUCUUCUGGGAAAGAAAUAGGAGCAGCAUUACAACAGUUACGGGAUGAAUGGAAGAAGAGUGGAUACCACAUGGAUAAAGAAGAACUAUUAAGUUGCCUGAAGAAGUUGUAAAAUUGAAUUAUAGUGGAGAACUGUUCAUGUCCUAU
Messenger RNA from Charadrius vociferus (killdeer), 1211 nucleotides. It is a transcript of the gene TRNT1, whose product is annotated as tRNA nucleotidyl transferase, CCA-adding, 1. The transcript is spliced from 6 exons. The record is from RefSeq and is a predicted model, not a curated record. Gene Ontology annotation, biological process: RNA processing. Bases 1 to 1176 code for a protein of 391 amino acids. Gene Ontology annotation, molecular function: RNA binding; nucleotidyltransferase activity. Lineage: Eukaryota; Metazoa; Chordata; Aves; Charadriiformes; Charadriidae.